UUCAACUCCUCUCCCCUGCACUGCAUCUCAUUCUCAUGUGACUUACUCCAAUUAAUUUCUCUCUCACGCAAUUGCAACACAAAAUAACAACAACCUUCUCUCUCUCUUUCUCUUUCACUUUCACUUUCUCUUUCUCUCUCUUCUCUCUGUUUCUUUCUUUCCUUUCACAUUCCCCUGCCCAUGGCGGCUGUCCCACCAUCGCGGACCGAUCCACCGGCAAUGGUGCCGCCGCCGCUCAUCGUCUCCGACUCCUUCGCCAAGGACGCCAUUCUCGCCUGGUUCCGCGGCGAGUUCGCCGCCGCCAACGCCAUCAUCGACGCCCUAUGCGGACACCUCGCGCACCUCGCCGCCGCCUCCUCCGACUACGACGACACCUUCGCCGCCAUCCACCGCCGCCGCCUCAACUGGAUCCCCGUCAUCCAUAUGCAGAAGUAUCACUCCAUCGCUGACGUCGCUCUCGAGCUGCGCAGAGUCGCCGAGAGGAAAACGGAGGUCGAAGGCGCCAAGAAAAGCGACGACGAGGAAGGCAAAUUCGAGAAGGAAACGGCGGAGAGUGGCGGAAACGAAGGUGACGAAGCUGCGCCGGAGUAUGAUUCGCCGGACAGUGAGAUUACUGAUUCAGGAUCUCAGGAAAUGCAACCAAGUGCGAUAAACAAUAAUAUAUGUUCCAAACAUGAAGAAUGUGAAGGACGUUCUUCACAAAUAAAGCUGACAAAAGGUUUCACAGCAAAAGAGUCCGUGAAGGGGCAUAUGGUGAAUGUUGUGAAAGGAUUGAAGUUGUAUGAGGACGUUUUUUCUGAAUCAGAAAUCUUCAAGCUGACCGAUUUUGUGAAUGAGAUUCAUGCUGCUGGCCAGAACGGGGAACUCUCAGGUGAAACUUUUAUACUAUUCAACAAACAGAUGAAAGGAAACAAGAGAGAGCUGAUUCAGUUCGGUGUUCCGAUAUUUGGACAGAUAAAGGACGAUACCAAAAGUAAUAUAGAGCCAAUUCCAGCACUUCUCCAAGAUGUUAUUGAUCACCUUAUUCAAUGGAAAUUAAUUCCAGAGUACAAAAGGCCAAACGGUUGUAUCAUUAACUUUUUUGAAGAGGGGGAAUUUUCUCAGCCAUUCCUGAAACCACCGCAUUUGGACCAACCUCUAUCCACCCUUCUUCUCUCUGAAUCAACUAUGGCUUUUGGGCGUAUCCUUAUGAGUGAAACUGAUGGAAACUACAAGGGGCCGCUCAUGCUCUCAUUGAAGGAAGGGUCUCUUUUAGUGAUGAGAGGAAACAGUGCUGACAUGGCAAGGAACGUAAUGUGUCCAUCCCCUAACAAAAGGGUGAGCAUCACCUUCUUCAGACUGAGGCCAGACUCCAAUCAAUGUCAACCACUAAGUCCUACCAUGACAACUGCAAUGAACCUUUGGCAACCUGGCAUUGCUAGCCCAUAUACUUUGCCGAAUGGAGCUCUAAGUGGCUAUGAUGAGGCUAUGGAUAUGAUGCCCAAAUGGGGAUUAGUUGGUGCUCCAAUGGUCAUGUUAACCCCUAUGCGCCCUAUGGCAGUGAACACUCGUAAACUUCCUCAAGGUGGGACUGGGGUUUUCUUGCCUUGGAAGGGGGCAUCCAGAAAACACGCAAGGCAUCUUCCACCGCGUGCCCAAAAAGGACGCCUUAUGGCAUUACCUUCACCAGUCGAGUCACACAUGGGAGAGUCCACUUCUGAACCCAGCAUUGCUGUUGUUGAAGGAUAAGUAUGGUUUUAAUCUCGAAGCUGCCUUGGGUUUAAAGAAAUGUGAAUCAAGAACGGUGGCUUUCAUGCCUCGGUUAUUUGAUCCGGAAUCUGGAGUAUUUAUUUUGUUGUCCAAACGGACCCAGGGGGUUGCGAGAGUUUGUUUCAUUCAUUUUUUUCUUCCACAUUUUCCCUUUUACUUGCUUUUUAGAUAGAUAACUUAGAAUAUAGUAUUUACAAUAGUUUAUUGUCGGUUCCAAUCAGCUUAAGGGCUUUGGAGAAUGUGAAUUAUACCAGGGAUAGAAUUUUAUAAGAAUGGUAAUUUAUAUUUUCAUUUUAGAGGUUUAA
Cajanus cajan (pigeon pea) is the source of this 2054-nucleotide messenger RNA. Its product is annotated as RNA demethylase ALKBH10B. Gene Ontology annotation, biological process: mRNA catabolic process. NCBI's taxonomy places the organism in Eukaryota, Viridiplantae, Streptophyta, Magnoliopsida, Fabales, Fabaceae. The record is from RefSeq and is a predicted model, not a curated record. Gene Ontology annotation, molecular function: mRNA binding; demethylase activity.